AGGCGGAGGAGGCGGCGGCGGCGGCGGAGGCGGCGGCUGCCGGGGGGCGCAGGCGGGCUUCGGGAGGCCCGGCAGCAUCAUGGCGGACAGAGACAGCGGCAGCGAGCAGGGUGGCGGCGGCGGCGGGGCUCCGGGCCCGGGCGGUGGCGGUGGCGGUGGCGGCAGCGGGCCCGGCGGCGGCGGCGGCGGCGUGGGCCUUCAGCACGAGACGCAGGAGCUGGCCUCCAAGCGGGUGGACAUCCAGAACAAGCGCUUCUACCUGGACGUGAAGCAGAACGCGAAGGGCCGCUUCCUGAAGAUCGCGGAGGUGGGCGCCGGGGGCAGCAAGAGCCGCCUGACGCUCUCCAUGUCGGUGGCCGUGGAGUUCCGCGACUACCUGGGCGACUUCAUCGAGCACUACGCGCAGCUGGGCCCCAGCCAGCCGCCGGAGCUGGCGCAGGCCGCCGACGAGCCUCGGAGGGCCCUCAAGAGCGAGUUCCUGGUGCGCGAGAACCGCAAGUACUACAUGGAUCUGAAGGAGAACCAGCGCGGGCGGUUCCUGCGCAUCCGGCAGACGGUCAACCGCGGCCCGGGCCUGGGCUCCACGCAGGGGCAGACCAUCGCGCUGCCGGCUCAGGGGCUCAUCGAGUUCCGCGACGCCCUGGCCAAGCUCAUCGACGACUACGGCGUGGAGGAGGAGCCGGCCGAGCUGCCCGAGGGCACCUCCUUGACGGUGGACAACAAGCGCUUCUUCUUCGACGUGGGCUCCAACAAGUACGGCGUCUUCAUGCGGGUGAGCGAGGUCAAGCCCACCUACCGCAACUCCAUCACCGUCCCCUACAAGGUGUGGGCCAAGUUCGGGCACACCUUCUGCAAGUACUCGGACGAGAUGAAGAAGAUCCAGGAGAAGCAGAGGGACAAGCGGGCAGCAGCCGCCGCCGCCGCCGCCGCCGCGGCCUCCUCGCCUUCCUCCGGGGGAGCCGAGCAGCCGCCCGAGGCCGAGGGGGGCAGCAGCAGCAGCAGCGUCGCCGCCGCCGCCGCCGGCCCGCCGGGAGCCUUGCUGCAGGCCGAGGAGCCGGAGGAGGAUUGAUCUCCAUCCCUCCUUGCCUCUCCUUCCUCCUCCUCCUCCUCCCCACGGCCUUCCUCCUCCUCCUCCUCCCCACUUGGCUGCCUCCUCCCUGCCCUGCUGCACAGAGACACUCGUAAUAAUAAUAAUGACGACGACGACGACAAACAACAACAUCGCCACACACACAGAGAGAGAGAGAUACGUUAUACUGUAAGCGAGCGAGAGAGAGAGAAACCGACAUCCACACACUGAAAAUAAUACAUGCAGUUAAAUAUACCUGUUGUUCUAACUCCAAAGGGGAGCACCACCGACCGACCACCCACCCACCACCAAAACUGACAGCCGAGCAAGCAACUUCUUUCUCUCCACCUCCAUCGCUGGAUUGUUCCUUCCACUCUUGCCCAUCGUAUAAAACAGUAAGCAGCUGCUAAAAACAAAACAAAAAAAACAAAACAAAAAAAAUUACAAAAAAAAAUUACAAAAAAGUAAUAACAUUAUAUAUGAUGAACUGUGUUUCCUACUUGAUUAAAAAUAUAAAGAACUGAGUGUUUAUUUCCCUAAUUAACCAAGAACUUUUGUACACGUUUAAGCUAUUAUUAUUAUUAUUAUUAAAAAAAAAGUGUUUGCAAAAAUGGUCAAGAUUAAAAUAUUGCUGAAUUAUAUUAAAAAGAGAAAAUGUCCUUUUCAUGUUGAGCUAACAUUUGACUUUAGCACAAAAAAGAGAUAUUUUAGAACACGUAAAAUAAUAUUUUUAGUUUUUCUUCUCAUUUUGUUACCAAAUUUCAAAACCUUACAUGAAGGUUAUUAUAGUAUAUUUGACACCCUAUAUACCUGUGAUUAGAGAUGUGUAUAUAUAUAUGAGGGCUAGGCAUGCUGUGUGUCUGAGCUUUGUCUAAAUGUUAUGCAGAAGUCUGUAGAGUUAAAAGGUACGUAGGUUUAAUUCAUGCAAGGUAAACAAUAAGUGCUCUCUUUUAUACAAUAUGCAUUGCAUCUGGACCUUAAACAUAUAAAAUGGUCAGUGAAACUUCUGUGAACAUGAAGAAAAAUUAUUAAAAAGGCAUUUAAAUGAAAUUUGCUAACUUGUGAUUUUUAUGGUUUGAACCAAAGUUAUUCAAAUAGUUAAAAAGAGAAAGAGAAAGAGAGAUGAUCUCCCAUAUUUUUCUGCACCUAUUUGGUUUACAACUAAGUAGGUAUAUUGUCCUUAUUGUGUAUAUGAGAUGUACUUGUAUUGUUCAUAAUAUAUUUUUUUUAUGAUGUGUACUUAAAGUACUUCACGUGCAGCAAUUUCCAGUAAACCUGUUUUUGAAUAACAGGCGGUGAAGGUUUUUUGUUUUUUUCCUGUGUGUGGCCACUAGCACUAUCCCUUUAACUUGUUUAAGUCUGAAUUGAAACUCCUGUUUUGUGCUAGUGCUAACUAAUUUAUAUAGGCCUGUCAUGGAAGUCAAUGCAACAUGAUUAUAGAGUAAUCCUACUGAGCCAUGGAUUUUGAAUUUCCUUUAAAAGUGAAAGCCAAGUUGGUGUGCUGUAAAAUAAAUUUUAAUGUAGCUGUGGUGCUAGUUAUUACUGGCUACAUACUUUAUACAUGUAGUAAGGAUACCCUGCCCCACCCCCAACUGUGCAAGUUCCCUAACCCUUCAGUUAAAAGUAUGUACUUUGUGUGAUUAUAUCAGAACUGUAGGGUAUGAAAACAGUCUGUCAGAACACUAAUCUGUCAAGUAGUGUUCUCCAAAUUGCAAUUGUUUGUAGUAAUAUACUUUUGCAGGUUUUUCUUUUAAAAUGUUUGUGUGCUUUUAAUUGACUAACGUCUUGCUGCUGUAUAGUAAAAUAUUAAUAUAUUUUUUAUCAUUAAACUGCUGCAUGACUAUCAUCAUUGCAAGUGAAAAGAAUAUGUUAUAAAUGAUGCCUUAAAACAGUAGGAAAAAUAGUUGGAAUUCUUUAGAAACAGUCAACAAUAUAAGAAUCUGUGUGAUUCUUGAGAUCUGGAGUGUAUUCGUUUUCUUAACACCCUGACAAAUUUAACAAUUUAGAUUUAACUGCUGUAUGUUGAAGAUGCUACCAGUAGGAAAGAGACUUUCUAAGCUUCUCAUUGAUUGUAAGAGGUUGGGCCUAGGAAAGACAAAGAGAUUGUUCAAAGGAAAUGUAUUUUCUGUUUUCAUUAAAGUAUAAUUCCCCUUUUGGAGAUGCACUGUUAAGUGUCAAUAUAAAAUCUGUUUCCGUUGUAUCAUCCAUUUCCAGUUUAACAAUUUUGCUACUGGUGUCCAUAGAGCACCAAAUGUGCAAUAAUGUUAUAGUGGUUAGAAAUUUUUGUUUUGAGAAUCACUGGAAUUUAUUACAUUACUUUCUAAGGUGCACUUUUCCACAUAGCAAAAAUAAGCUUCCAUGGUGCGUAAUGUGAUAACUGAAAUGGUUUUUGACUGCAUGUAAACAUUGACUGGUAAGCCUUUGUCUUACUUGGAGAGUUUGAGCAGUUUAAUACUGCAUUUGAAUGGUGAAAGAAUUGCAUUCUCCAUGCUACAGGUAGUUAGGAAAGUUUUAAAUUGCUUAGAUUCUGCUAUUUGGUUGUCUCGGUUCUACUAUUCAUUAUAGUUUUAAAAGUUGCAAUACUGCAGACUGGCAGAUUUUUUUAUUUUUUUUAGCAAUAACCUGUGUAGGUCGGUGUACAGCAAAGUGUGUUUAUUCUCUUUGAAUUAAUAUAAAAUUUGUUAAAGAGCAAAAUCCUUACUCAGUUUUUGGCUGGACUGUCUUCAGAAGAGCUGAAAGUGUUUUGUCUCACGAUACGAAACUAUAUUCCAUUUUAUCCCACUAUUGUCUCUGAUAAAGGGUUAGUUUUGCAGGCUCAUAGAACAAAACAAGCACCUCUUUAAUUAAGAGGCCAAAGUGGAAUGCGCAGACAUAUUACAAGCAGUGACUCUUUCAAAUCACUUUUUACUCUCUGAAAAACCUAUUGUCUCUGAUUCCAGCCAACAUGUAGAUUGGUUUAGUCAUUGGAAUCAAUAGAAUCAGCAUUUUGCCUAUUUCCUUUUUUCUGAGAAUCAAAAUGCAUGAAAAGGAACUCUACUUGACCCACACAUUUGAGAAUCUUACCAUUGAUCUGAGUAGGUCAAGCUGAUGUGUGGGUUAUGCAGUUGUCCUCGUAUGGUCUCCUAACUACCACCGUUUCAGCAGCAUUCUGCGUCCUAAGUCUGAACGUUUAUUUAUAUGCACACUGUAGAUAUUGUGCAUUGACUUGAUUAAUAGUCAUAAUAUGUUAUGUUGACUAUGACCUUGUUUUGAGUUUCGCUUUUUCCAGUUGAGGUGCUCAGUUCUUUACCACGGUUGUGCAGCUCACUGUUUACAAUGAGCAACAGUGAAAAGACCUUAGUCUUAAGGUCAGGGGGUUAAAAAAAGAAGAAGAGAGAGGUAUAUUUGACCAUAUUUGGUGUUCCAAAAAACAGUAUGCUCAAAUGUGCCAAACAAUCCACCUUUGGAAAACAUGCCUUAUUUUCCUUAAUGUUUUCAGUGUCUUGUAGGGAAGUUCCAAGCUCAUAAUGCUACUUUAUAUGAAGUGCAAGAAAACUUGAAAUCUACUGCAAUACAAACAUAGUCGUGUUUUUGUUUUCCUUUCUAAGCUAAAGCGACACUGUCAAGUAACUUAACAUCUAAAACAUGACCUCCCUUUCAGGUGAUUACAGCAUGGCAAAUAAUGUCCUUACUUUGAGUCCACAUGUUUUUUUUUUAAUUGCUCUGUCUGAGAAAUUAAAUAAACACAUUAAAAAUUA
Lacerta agilis (Sand lizard) is the source of this 4806-nucleotide messenger RNA. RefSeq names its product purine rich element binding protein A (gene PURA). Gene Ontology annotation, molecular function: DNA-binding transcription factor activity, RNA polymerase II-specific; RNA polymerase II transcription regulatory region sequence-specific DNA binding; purine-rich negative regulatory element binding. Gene Ontology annotation, biological process: regulation of transcription by RNA polymerase II. The transcript has a single exon. Gene Ontology annotation, cellular component: nucleus. The record is from RefSeq and is a predicted model, not a curated record. NCBI's taxonomy places the organism in Eukaryota, Metazoa, Chordata, Lepidosauria, Squamata, Lacertidae. Bases 80 to 1069 code for a protein of 329 amino acids.